GCGCCUCGUGGUCUUGUUCUUGGACGUGUAGUGCCGUGCAACGCGAAUCCAAGACUCCUCGAGCAACAUUGCUUGGUUCCAGACAGCGCCAUUAUAUACACCGCGCUGGUGGGUUGCGGCAAGAACAGAAGAGGAGAACAGUCUGUCGACUUCAGACCACACAUUUCAGCCACACGCGGAAGAGAGGAAGAGUGAAACUAGCAAUGAAGAAAACUAUCGUGCUGUACCCUGGCGUUGGCGUCGGCCACCUGGUGCCCAUGGUUGAGGUCGCCAAGCUCUUCCUCAAGCACGGCGUGGCCGUCAUCGUGGCGCUCGGCGACCCGGGGGUCGAGUCCACGGACUUCUCCGCCGCCGUCGCCCGCGCCAAGGCCUCCAACCCCUCCGUCCACUUCCACGUCCUGCCGCCGCCGCCGCCCGUGCCCGUGGACUCAUCAGACUCCCAAGUCGCGUCCACGAAGCACCACGUCACCAGGAUAUUCCAGUUCCUCACCGCCAUGAACGGGCCCCUCCGCGACUUCCUCCGCUCGCUGCCCUCCGUCGACGCGCUCAUCCUCGACAUGUUCUGCGUCGACGCCCAGGACGUCGCCUUCGAGCUCAAGCUGCCCGUCUACUACUUCUACGCGUCGGGCGCCGCCGCCCUCGCCAUAUUCCUCAACCUUCCGAGCAUGGUUGCCGGCAACAGCGCAAGGAUGAAGGAGCUCGGCGACUCUGUGAUCACUUUCCCGGGCGUUCCCCCGUUCAAGGCUUCGGACUUACCUAACGAAGUUACCAGCGACGGCGAAGCACUCCCGGCCAUCGUAGGCAUGUUCGACAGAAUGCCUCGCGCCGACGGCAUCCUUAUCAAUUCGUUCGACUCGCUGGAGCCGCGCGCGGUGCGCGCUCUGAGGGACGGGCUCUGCGUCCCUGGUCGCGCCACACCGCCGGUCUACUGCAUCGGGCCGUUAGUCUCGGCCGGAGGUGGAGGCAAGGAGCACGAGUGCACCACGUGGCUGGACGCGCAGCCAGACAAGAGCGUAGUGUUCCUCUCCUUCGGCAGCAUGGGCACCUUCUCCGCCAAGCAGCUUGUGGAGAUCGCGGUCGGGCUCGAGAAAUCAGGGGAGAGAUUUCUGUGGGUUGUCCGGAGCCCGCGCAGUCCGGACUUCACGUACGGCGACGCGCUGCCGGAGCCCGACCUCGACGCGCUCCUGCCGGAAGGGUUCUUGGAGAGGACAAAAGACAGAGGGUUCGUCGUCAAGUCCUGGGCGCCGCAAGUGGAGGUGCUCCGCCACAGGGCGACCGGCGCCUUCGUCACGCACUGCGGCUGGAACUCGACGCUGGAGGGCGUCACCGCCGGUCUGCCGUUGCUCUGCUGGCCGCUGUACGCAGAGCAGAGGGUGAACAAGGUGCAGAUAGUGGAAGAGAUGGUGCUCGGGGUUGAGAUGAGAGGCUACAACGAAGAGGUGGUUAAGGCCGAGGAGGUGGAGGAGAAAGUCAGGUGGGUCAUGGCGUCCGAGGGCGGCAGGGCGCUCAGGGAGCGGGCGGCGGCAGCCAAGGAUGGAGCCGCCGAGGCGCUCAAAGAAGGGGGCCCGUCUCACUUGGCGUUUCUUCAAUUCCUCCACAAUCUGGAUACUCCAACCCUGCAGCAGGAUUGAUGUGAAGCUCUAAACCUCUCAUGUGGGAUUUGGGCAGCGCGCGAUUAUUUUGAUGUUAUAUGCGAAUUAUGCUUGUUUCUGCACCUUUCAAAGUUAGUGUCAUCUAUGUAGGUUUGCUAUUUCUAGUUUUCAAUCUUGAGCAAAAUGAACGCAGAGAGAGCCCGCACCUUUUCCCUCC
Molecule: messenger RNA, 1809 nt
Organism: Lolium rigidum
Lineage: Eukaryota; Viridiplantae; Streptophyta; Magnoliopsida; Poales; Poaceae
Product: UDP-glycosyltransferase 88A1-like
Exons: 1
Coding region: 204-1631 (475 amino acids)
Molecular function (GO): UDP-glycosyltransferase activity
Source: RefSeq, a predicted model, not a curated record